This is a messenger RNA of Habropoda laboriosa, 1590 nucleotides long. RefSeq names its product chromatin assembly factor 1 subunit B (gene Caf1-105). The record is from RefSeq and is a predicted model, not a curated record. The coding region runs from base 1 to 1590 and encodes 529 amino acids. Lineage: Eukaryota; Metazoa; Arthropoda; Insecta; Hymenoptera; Apidae. The transcript has 6 exons. Gene Ontology annotation, molecular function: protein binding. Gene Ontology annotation, cellular component: CAF-1 complex; nucleus. Gene Ontology annotation, biological process: nucleosome assembly; DNA replication-dependent chromatin assembly.
AUGUGGUGCACAACGCCCGAAAUUUCAUGGCAUAAUCGUGAUCCAGUUCUAAGUGUUGAUAUACAGGCUGGAAUUUACGAAACUUCAAAAGGUGAAAUUUUCUGGCGACUCGCAACAGGCGGUGCCGAUUCACACGUUUUGAUAUGGCAUUUAACAACAAAUGAAAGUGGAGGUGUUUCUGUGAAAUGCGUAGCUGAUUUAGAACGACAUCAAAGAGCGGUGAACGUAGUACGAUUUGCACCUUCAAAGGAUAUUUUAGCUUCAGGAGACGAUGAAUCAACUAUUAUUUUGUGGAAACAAAAGGAUGAUUGUGAAUUUUUCAUUGGUUUUGAUGAAACUAAAGAUAAAGAACAAUGGACUACUUGGAAAGUAUUAAGGGGACACCUUGAAGAUGUUUAUGAUAUCAGUUGGUCUGCAAAUUCUAAUAUGUUAGUUUCUGGUUCUGUAGAUAAUACAGCCAUUUUGUGGGAUAUUCACAAAGGACGUUCUAUAGCUAUAUUAUCUGAUCAUAAGGGUUUUGUACAAGGAGUUUCAUGGGACCCUUGUAAUCAAUAUAUAUGUACAAUAAGUACAGACAGAAUAUGCCGUUUGAUUCACAUAAAUACCACAAAAACAAUACAACGGGUUUAUAAAGCUAAAAUUCCAACUCCACCUGAACAUUCAAUAAAAGAUAAAACAGUACACUUAUUUUAUGAUGAUACUUUCAAAUCAUUCUUCAGAAGAUUAACAUUCUCUAUAGAUGGAUUAUUACUUAUUGUACCUUCUGGAAUAAUUGAACCUUUAGAAACUACAGAAAAAAUAUCUAAUGCAACUAUCAUUUUUUCAAGACACAAUUUGAAAGAACCUCUUAUGAUUCUACCUUCUUUGGAUGAAUGUACUAUUGCAGUUCGAUGCUGUCCAAUUUAUUUUGAAUUACAAAAAGGUGGUCCAACACCUGUGAUAACAUUGCCUUACAGAAUGAUAUUUGCUGUUGCAACACAACACUCAGUAAUCAUAUAUGAUACUCAACAAAUUUCACCAGUUGCUGUAAUAUCAAAUAUUCAUUAUACUAGAUUGACUGAUGUUACAUGGUCAAGCGAUGGUAGGAUAUUAAUUGCAUCCUCAACUGAUGGUUAUUGUUCUAUAAUACGUUUUCAAAAUGGUGAACUAGGUGAAGAGUACAAAAGACAAAAUAGUACCCCAACAAAAUCUACCACCAUUAACAAUGAUUAUAAGCAAUCUCCAACAAAAAAUGUAACUAAAGAACUUUUAUCAACUACUGAUAUAGAUAACAGUGCCAUGGAUAUUGAUAUUGCCAAGUAUGAGAGAACAGGUUUUCUUAAUAAGAAUUCAGAAAAUUUACUAAGUCAAAGUAAUAAGUUAUCAGAUCAUACUAAUGACCAAAAAAAAGAAUUAAGUAAUGAGAUGCAAAUUGAAGAAACUGAAGAUAUUAAAUUAAUUUAUAAUGAAGAAAGUACUAUUGGAGGUACUAAAGAAAAUAUAAAAAAUUCACCUCCAAAGUCAAUAAUACCUUCGGUAAUUACUUGUAAAACGCCUCGGAGGGUACAAUUAAUUACACUUUCCAGUCCAAAGGGACUUAAAAAGGAGUAA